Ostrea edulis (European flat oyster) is the source of this 1402-nucleotide messenger RNA. RefSeq lists its product as uncharacterized. The record is from RefSeq and is a predicted model, not a curated record. NCBI's taxonomy places the organism in Eukaryota, Metazoa, Mollusca, Bivalvia, Ostreida, Ostreidae. Bases 325 to 1155 code for a protein of 276 amino acids. The transcript has 4 exons. Gene Ontology annotation, cellular component: plasma membrane.
ACAUACAAACUGUGACUAACUCUGUGUGACAGGGGAGGAAGAAAAAACAACACUGAGUCUAUAACUCAGGCUAGCUAACAGGUCUUUAAAAGAUUUAAAUCCUCACUAGUUCUCGGUCAUGUGAAGCGGUCUAUAACGGCUGGUAUUGUUUCGUGCUUCUUGUUUAUCCUAAUAAUCGCCGACCGAGGAAGAAUGGCGGCAUAGCCUGUAUAUUUUAGAAGUUUAUCGAGUGAUGUUAAGGCGGUGCUGUGUGAGGAGUUUCCGUGUUAUGUCUUGUCCCUAGAGCGCCGUUCUCGAGGUCAUUCUCUGUGGUUCUGCAUUAAUAUGUACAAACUCCGACUCCACCAAUCCUACCUGUGUUUUGGAGCCUUCGUCUGUUAUGCCAUCAGCUUGCUGUUCUUCAUUCUUUGUUUCUGCACAAACCACUGGUGGUACUUCCGGUUAGACGGGAAAAUCAUCAACGUGGGGCUGUGGAUGGGUUGUUGGAGAUCCGACAACGGAGAGUCGGAAUGUUCCAAUUCAAUGUUCGAGAACAAGAUUUUCAAGAGUGGCGGAGGUAGUGAUUGGUACCAUGGGGCCCGGAUACUCAUGACGUGUUCACUGAUGGCGAUUUUCCUUCAGGAGUUAGCACUUAUCGGAUUCUUUUGCAUUCACGAAGUCGAGAAGUACAGACAGAAACUUGCCGGUGUUGUCUUAGGAUUUUCUGCUGUCGUUGCCUUUCUUUUGCUGCUCAAUUUUAUAAUCACUGGACCGGAAGCCAACAGACUCCCGGAAGGACGAUUAGGCUGGUCUUUCGGACUGACGUUCUUUUGUAUUAUCUCAGAAAGUGUGCUUGGUGUUGCAAUAUUCCUGGAACGAAGAAAUUAUUUAAAUAUCAAUAAAGAUCUCAAAACAAAGAACCCGACAAAAACACGUGUAAAAAAUUCCCACACUGGUUGUUUGGAUCCUAGUUUAGUCAACGAAUUGCCUUGUCCAUAUCCUAAGGAUGACCAGUCCUUCUCCUAUCGGUCCUCUACAGCCAGCCUUUCCUUGCCUACCGGAUCUUACUACCACAUGCCAGACAAUCUCUCAGUAGACACUGUCUCAACAGACAUCGUGCGCUACAACGAGGAACCAGGAUCCUCCAAACGCGGCCAGACGGAAUGGGAGGUUUGAUUGAUAAUUAAUCAAUUAAUUAAUCUUCUCGACUACAAUCAAUGUGUUAUUCUACUUGGAAAGACGUACUCGUCAUCAGUCUUACGGCUAUAUAUAUAGAUUGUUUUAUACGAGGAGCCAAGAAGGCAAAAUUAUUUCAUGCAUAAGUCAGCUGUUAGUAUUUCAUUAAGCGGUCAAUUGUGCAAUACAGAAUGCAAUGAAGGCAUUUAUUGUGGACGUGGAAUUGGAGAAUAAACAUGUUAACGCA